Molecule: messenger RNA, 1847 nt
Organism: Hypoxylon fragiforme
Lineage: Eukaryota; Fungi; Ascomycota; Sordariomycetes; Xylariales; Hypoxylaceae
Product: FAD binding domain protein
Exons: 6
Coding region: 453-1760 (435 amino acids)
Biological process (GO): secondary metabolite biosynthetic process
Molecular function (GO): monooxygenase activity; FAD binding
Source: RefSeq, a predicted model, not a curated record
AAACCUUCACAUCAACAACCUCAAUUGAGUAAACCUCCUUUUAAAAGUACCUAGGUAGGUAGAUGGAUGACGUUCAAGAAUAAUGUCCUAGUCGACUUUAUACAUAUAAAGGUACCUACCCGCUAUACAGUACCCAAUACCCCUAUUACUCGGACAAUGGUAUAUCGUUAUAUGUACAAUGCUUACCGAGGCGCAAUUUGUGGUUUGGGUAUCCCUUGAUAUAUUCUCCUCCCGAUGAUGCCGCAUGCCACGUGCCCCUCACAAAGACUAAAUAAGUCUCGUGCAACAGUCAAUGCUAAGAACAAAAAGGCACAUCCCACUGUCUUAAACUAAACUUAAUACCUACUCACCUACUCAUCUACUCAGAUAUCUACCCAAUAUAGACAUACAUACGAGCGAUUCAGGUUAAUAAUAGGAACGCCUCUACUCCUGUCCAUCCACAAUUCUCUGCAAUGGCCAUCAACGAGACCCAGGAGGGCACUCAGCCUGCCAACUUCCAGCUACACUUGAUAGUCGUUGGAGCUGGGCUAGCCGGGCUAGCCGCAGCUAUCAGCACCCGAUUAGAAGGUCACCGCGUCACCGUGCUGGAGAAAGCUGCCAAGUUAGAGGAGGUUGGUGCGGGAUUACAGGUCACUCCCAACUCAUCGCGUCUAUUCCAUCACUGGGGCGUUUAUGACGAGCUAAGCCCUAAAGCGGCCAGUCCCGCUUACUUGGCUGUCCGACGGUAUGAUGGUACGCGUCUACUAGCCUAUGAAGAGGAUUUCCAGAAGAAGAUCUCCCAGAAGUAUGGUGCGCCAUUUUGGGAUGUUCAUCGUGCCGAUCUACAAGAGGCCCUGGUGAAUCGGGCAAAAUCUCUUGGUGUCGACAUCGUCUUGGACGCCGAUGUCCAGCAUGUUGACUUCAAAGACGCCACAGUAACCACGAAAAAUGGUCGCAUCGUAAAAGGCGAUCUGAUACUUGGUGCUGACGGGUUGUGGUCGACCACGAGGAGUUUUUUGCUGCAGCAACAGUUGACGCCGAAGCCGACCGGGGAUCUCGCAUAUCGUAUUAUCCUCAACUUGGAGGAUAUUGGAGAUCCCGAAUUGCGCGAAUUGGUGUCUAACCCCUCCGUCAACUUCUGGAUAGGUCCGGACUCUCAUGUCGUGGGCUAUUCACUCCGCCAAGGUCGCAUGUAUAAUCUCGUUCUUAUGCGUCCCGACGACUUGCCAGAGCAUGUUAGCCGAGCAGCUGCAAAUGUUGACGAGAUGCGGAAGCUCUUCGAGACGUGGGAUCCGACAUUGAACAAGUUGUUAGCGUGCGUGAAUCAGGUAGAUAAGUGGCGACUGAUGCAUAUCUCCCCUUUAGACACCUGGGUCAACAACGAGGGAACUUUCUUGAUGGCAGGCGAUGCAUGUCACCCGAUGCUUCCAUACCUCGCCCAGGGCGCAAACUCUUCUCUAGAAGAUGGGGCCGUGCUUGGCCGAUUGCUCAAGUAUGUGACUAGUCGUGAGAAGUUAGGGCCAGCACUCAAGAUGUAUGAGCGGUUACGGAAAGUUCGAGGAGAGGCGAUAGCCAAAGAAGCUUUAGGACAGAGGGACUCAUUCCAUAUGCAUGAUGGACCUGAACAAGAAAAGCGAGAUGCUAUCUUCUUGUCAUUCGUAGGAAAAGAUCCGCCACCUCAUUUUGCUAGUCGAUGGACUUGUCCUUCUGUGCAGCCGUGGCUAUACGGUUAUAAUGCUAUUGAGGAAGUUGACAAUGCUUAUAAGUCAAAACCGUUUUGAUUAGAUGACAUUCAUCUGGUUCGAAGUAUAUGAGUACCAACGGCUAGUUACUGUAGAUACCUAUCUAUCAACACCAAUAACCAUCAC